Messenger RNA from Bipolaris oryzae ATCC 44560, 840 nucleotides. RefSeq lists its product as uncharacterized. Bases 1 to 840 code for a protein of 279 amino acids. Lineage: Eukaryota; Fungi; Ascomycota; Dothideomycetes; Pleosporales; Pleosporaceae. The transcript is spliced from 2 exons. The record is from RefSeq and is a predicted model, not a curated record.
AUGGUACCUCUACCUGUCGUUGCAACCAACACCUCCACCGGCACCACUGCGCCUCCUGUACCCGCACCCAUUCCGAACAACGCCAACAACGUACCGUUGACGGCACAAAACUACGUCCCACUCAUCAACGACAGCAUUGUCCCCCCUAAUCCAAACGGACCCAGACCGAUAUAUCCCGCGUUUAGCAACCAUUUCGCCACAGGGGCAGAAGCAAAGGCCUGGCGCACGCAAUCACGCGGAAUGAUCAAGGAUCAAGCACCAGAUCUCUUGCGGGUAAAGGAAUUCGGACGUAAUUACUGGGUCCGCCGCAUCUACGAAUCCAUCAUCGACAUCUCCAACAUAGACGACAGCAAGCAGUCGUGCCACCGCCGCCGCAUCAAGGAAGAACUAGCCUAUGACACCAAGGACCUCGAAGCCACGGCACACCACAUCUUUGACCGCGCCAUCGGUGUGCACGAGGUUGGAUGGAACAGGCUGCUUCUCUACCACAAGGAAGCCAAGCGGGGCAAGCUUAUUGAUCUGGGCGAGAGGUGUCUGGAGAGGAGACUCGCUUGCAUUUGCACGGCGCUGCAGCAGCAAAAGGCCGUCGUAGAUGAUGCCUUGAGAGGUGGUAUCACGCUGAGGCUGCUGUGCGAUAACCCAACGGCAAGGGCUGCUACCAAGAAAUCCAACAAUGCAGGGAAUAGGAAGAGGGGGUUGAAGCUCAAGGUUUUGAAGAAGAUGGGUGUCAAGGUUCCCGAUGUGUCUGAAGAGCAGGAGGAGCAGGAAGAACAGGAGCCUGAGGAGUCGGAGGAGCAGGAGGAUCUUGAGGGAUAUGAGGGAUAUGGGGAUGCUGAGUGA